UUGUGCAGUGCUGGGCCUCAAGCAUGUAAGCAAGUGCUCCACUACUGAGCUCCAUCCCGAGGUGCGUUCUUAARUCAGUCAAUCUCGGUGCAGAUUCCUCAUCCUGACCUAAAGGGAAGCAGGGCUUUCAAAGCAAUGCUUGGCAGAGUGCGUACCACACCCACGGGGCCCACGCCACACGAGGAGGGCCCACCAGCAGAAGAAACGGAGGUCGCCCGCCCCACGCGGCGGAGCCGGAUUGCCGGGAUAGCGUCGCUAGCGAGGAGACCUGGGCAGCGGACGGCCGAAGAAGGUGGUGAUCUAGGACUGUCACUCUCUCGCCGCAGGGGCUGUUUCAUUUAGGCGAACCCAAGCACACUUCCUUCACAAGAAGUUAACAAAUACUAUGUCCCGGCACGUUCUCUACUCUAUUCUGUAUUAACCUGUGCAACUCGACCGCCGCCUAUUAGAGGAAGCCCUCAGCGACAUCUAGGGUCUCCGGAUUCCGCGCAAACAGGCGUGUCAGCCCAUCCGGGCGUCUCGCGCACGCAGGCAGGAGCGCGCACGCCGUCGCGUCACGCGCCACGCGCGUCCCCGGUCCGGCGCGCUCCGGGCGGAAGUGAGGUCUGUGGCUCCGGUGCUGCGCAGCGUCGGAGUGGAGCGCGGGCUGCGGAGAGGCGGGUCGGGCGGAGCAGAGCAAACGCGAGUGCGGCCCCCGAGCGGCGGCGGAGACGCGGGCCGAGCGGCUCAGUCCGCAUCGGAACAGGCCUCCGUGGCGCUAACCCUCGCCUUGACCCUCGACCCAUCCCGCCCAGGCGGGCGAGCGCUGGUUACCCAGGCCCAGGCCGCCUCGCGCGGCUCGUUCUUGAAAUCAUGAAUCCCGUUUAUAGCCCUGGAUCUUCUGGGGUUCCCUAUGCAAAUGCCAAAGGAAUUGGUUAUCCAGCUGGUUUCCCCAUGGGCUAUGCAGCCGCAGCUCCUGCCUAUUCUCCUAACAUGUACCCUGGAGCGAAUCCUACCUUCCAAACAGGGGAAAUAUCUGGAGGUGGAGUUGCUGGGUGCUGUGGUUACACUCCUGGCACACCUUACAAAGUGUCCUGUUCCCCCACCAGCGGGGCCGUGCCGCCAUACUCUUCUUCCCCCAACCCCUACCAGACUGCUGUGUACCCCGUGCGAAGUGCCUAUCCCCAGCAGAGCCCUUACGCACAGCAAGGCACGUACUAUACACAGCCACUGUAUGCAGCACCUCCUCACGUCAUCCAUCACACCACGGUGGUGCAGCCCAAUGGCAUGCCGGCAACAGUGUACCCUGCUCCCAUCCCUCCUCCUAGAGGCAAUGGGGUCACCAUGGGCAUGGUUGCUGGGACCACGAUGGCCAUGUCAGCAGGUACCCUUCUGACUGCCCAUUCCCCAACUCCUGUUGCCCCUCACCCAGUCACUGUGCCCACGUAUCGGGCUCCAGGAACACCCACCUACAGCUAUGUGCCCCCUCAGUGGUGAUCACCCUGCAAAUAAAUGUUUGCGGAUGGAGCUGUGCAGUCACAUCAUUGAGGUUCCACAGCUGGUGCUGCAGGCCUUGUGCCUCCAACCAGGACUUUCUUCUUAAUGCUCUCACACUUAGCUAAAUACGACUGUCCCGGCCCAGCAGGUCCCAGUGCCGUUAGUCUCCAGCUAACUCCGUGGGUUGGUCUUAAAGCAAAUCCUGUUUUGUGGACUUGCCUGGCAAUUUUUUAGCUAACUGUAAUGAUAAAAAGGGAGUAUUAAUCUAUUCUGAAUCAUAUCUAGUUGAAUGCAUGUUUAAAAAAAAAACAAACACAAAAACAAAGCUUGCUCAAUCUACCUGCAGUGACUGAUGCAAAACCAUCUUAUGCAAAACCCAAAGGAAUGGAAACAUAUUUUACAACUGUUUCACUAAUGCACUGUUGUAUGCAAAGUCUUAAAGUUAUAAGUGUUAAAGUGAAUAUGUUCAUAGAGCAUACCUGAAAUACCUUAGAUGAUUCUUCAACCUUUUGGGGUUGAUGUAGGUUGCCGCUUCUGGAUGUGGACUUUAGUUUUCAGCGAUCUGUUUCUUUGGCACUGACUGCAUGGGAGGGAGCUGCAGGGAUGGGAAGAGAGUGGGCGGGCCACUGUGGUUUGGGAUCAGCCAAUUAGUGGGCAUCCCUUUCUUUCUGUGUAGGCUUGGCAGGGUCCAGGGAAAGGGGACAUGCUUAAAGACCAUCAUGGAAGAUUAGAGUUGUGUGGUCAGUAUAGUUAGGGGCAAAGGGGUUUUCUACAUAUCAGCAAAACAAUUUUCCUUGCCAUCUAAAUUUCCAAUACACUGUCUGUUCUCUUACAGAGAAGGAAGAUUUUUUGUAUAU
Molecule: messenger RNA, 2333 nt
Organism: Urocitellus parryii (Arctic ground squirrel)
Lineage: Eukaryota; Metazoa; Chordata; Mammalia; Rodentia; Sciuridae
Gene: Fam168b
Product: family with sequence similarity 168 member B
Source: RefSeq, a predicted model, not a curated record